AUGGGUCGCCGACCCAACCAAUUGAUUCUCGAGUACUUCGAGCGCGGUCCGAAGCUGGAAGAUGCAAGCAAUCGCUACCAACACACCUGCAAGUCAUGCGGUGAGAAGUUUCCCAAAGGUCGCAUAGAUAGCCUCACGAAUCACCUCGUCAAAAAAUGUCCCGCGCUACCCCUCCAAGACCGCCAGCGCGCGCUGCUGCAAAUGCACGAGCUGCCACUCCCCGACAAUAUGACGCAGACGGCCUCUACGAACGCACCCGGGCCGAGCCAAAUGCAGCAUGGCCAAAAGAUGAACCUCCCUUUUGCGCCGUCGAAGCAGCUCUCAGCGCUAGAGACGCUGGCCGAGGUGUCGCGACAACAUCUGGACCUUUCUGGGAAGCGCAUGGCAGAGAAGCAGCCGUCGCAGGCUCACCACAACAACAAUAACAAUAACGCAAGCCAUGCAGGGUUGUUGGAUGAGUUCCUGAUACAGGACGAUCGGCCUGAUGGCUCUGAUAUGGGUGGUCUGUCACAUGGUAUGGACAUGUCGCAUGCGCCGGCGAUGCCAUCCAUGUACCAGUUCAAUGGGCCAUUGCAUCACUCUCCAACAGCUUCACCUCAUAUGGGCCACAUGCCUUUGUCAAGCUCUGGUUCCAUGUCGCACAUGGUUCCAUCGCUCGUCAUGGCUGCAUCGGCAGCAAAUGAUCUCAUGCCACUGUCAAACGGCAUGCCUAUGGAGUCGGACAUGAAUCUCUCAGCACAUGGGAUGCAAGGCAUGUCGGAUGGAAAGUUCUUCCAUCCACAGGCACGUGGACAUUGGCCGAACAUACAGCCCAACUCCCUGGACCCCAUGUUACAAGACCAUGGCAAGGAGCAGAUGCAUGCGAACGACCAGCUACACAAGGGCAUGAGCCAGCAACGACCGCUUGUAAUGAGUCCAGCCAACCAGAGUCACUUCACAACCGACUUCAGCAUGAAUCAGAAGCCAGCCAAGCCCAAGGUCAGGGGUCGUUUCUCGGAUUCUAGACGAAAAGAAGUGCAGGAGGUGCGAAAACGAGGCGCGUGCAUUCGGUGUCGCAUGCUAAAGAAGCCAUGCUCAGGCGACAACCCAUGCAAUACCUGCCAGAACGUCGAGAGCGCGCGAUUGUGGAAGCAGCCGUGUAUUAGAACAAGGAUUGCAGAGGAGUUCGGUCUCUACUCUGCAGGUCUCCAUAGCGUGCUAGCGUUCCAUGCCACGAAUCAAGCGAAGGGCCAGAUACGGCUCGACCAAACACCAGGGCGCAUAGAAGCAACCCACUUUCCUCAUUCUGGCAUCUUUGCUACCUUCACACCGCUGAAGUGCCAGCAGACGCAAACAGCCCAGAAUACGGAUAUCGAUCCUACGAUUUUCGCUGGAUUAGCUUCACCAGAUCUCGAACUGAUUGACAGUGAUGACGAUGUCAGUGGGAAGCUAGACCAUUACAUCAAGAAGAUGGGUGGUCACUUUUCCGAUACCGAAGACUCGAAUUUCAUGAGAAUGACGGUACAGAUUGCAAAGAGUGUCGCAUCGUCAAGCCCAGACGGUCUCAUUUCAAAAGCACUGGAGCUAUGGAACCUUACACGGGUACUCACAUCCCGGAAUUUCGAAUGGUAUCUGUUUUCAAACCCUUCACUGGCACCUACUGUUACACCUUCUAUACUGGCGCCAACGGAUCUGGAAGACGCUAUCCGCACGCCCAUCACGCCUCUCGACAACGAAUCAUCCUACAACCUCAUCACCAUGCAGCUCAUGGGUGCAACCGAAAAGCGGGCCGCAUGUCUAGCACGCGUCGUGAUGAAUGAUCUAGAACGACGACUCCUCCAGCGUCAACAAGCUAACCCCUUCGAAACGUUCCUAGUCGCCGUCAUUCUCCUCGCCUGUGUAGAGCGCAUGUGUUGGCUCUUCCGCUCCUGGGAAAUGCCCUCUACCAGCCCAACCGCCCCAGAAGCUGAGGACGCUUUCAAACAACCACCAACUGUAGACAACGACUUGGCUACAGCUCUACAAUCCACCUCUUCGCCAUCCGGCCAUACACUGGACCUUGCUGCUCACCAAUCACUCCGUAACCCUAGGUGGCCGCUCGAUAGAUCUCCAUCGACCUUUUCUCAGCAAGGCGAGAAGUUCAGCGAUAUACUUAACAUGCUACUUAAGAUGAGGGGUGUUCCUCCUAAACCCACACCGCGCAGCCCAGAUGGCGUACUAACGGUAUGGAGCGAAGACACCAAUGAUCGAGUACGGGAAUGGUACGAUGGCAUUGCCGUUACAGUGCAACUGCUCGAUCAGAAGACGAAUGCGAGAUUUGUAGGCGAGGAUCCAAAGGAAUGGGAGUUGAAGUUUGUUGGCAAGAUCAUCAGAGGGGAUUAA
Molecule: messenger RNA, 2361 nt
Organism: Alternaria atra
Lineage: Eukaryota; Fungi; Ascomycota; Dothideomycetes; Pleosporales; Pleosporaceae
Exons: 2
Coding region: 1-2361 (786 amino acids)
Biological process (GO): regulation of DNA-templated transcription
Molecular function (GO): DNA-binding transcription factor activity, RNA polymerase II-specific; zinc ion binding
Source: RefSeq, a predicted model, not a curated record